AUGGGAGGUCAGAUCACCAGGAAUACCUUCUACGAUUCUCUGAACGGGCCAUUUCCCGCGACAUCCCACCGAUGCCACCACAAGCCCAAGCGCCUGCCCAUCCAGCCCUGUGGGACCUUGUCCUCCUUCCCCCUGCUCUUCCACCCCAGCACCAAGGGCUCGCAGAUUGUUAUGGACAUGUCCCAGAGGACGGUCAAGAGACAGGCCAGCUUCUGCAACGCCAUCACCUUCAGCAACAGGCCCAUUGCCGUGUACGAACAAGUCCGGCUGAAGAUCACCAAAAAGCAGUGCUGCUGGAGCGGCGCUCUGCGACUUGGUUUUACAUCCAAGGACCCAUCGAGGAUCAAUCCGGACACCCUGCCGAAAUAUGCCUGUCCCGACCUGGUGUCCCAAAGCGGCUUCUGGGCAAAAGCCCUCCCGGAGGAGCUCUCCAACGAGGGGAACGUGAUCUCCUUCUGGGUGGAUAAGAAGGGCCGGGUCUUCUAUCGGAUCAACAGCUCCAGCCCCAUGCUGUUCUUCAGCGGCGUGCACGUCGCCGAACCCCUCUGGGCUCUUAUCGACGUAUACGGCCUCACCAGGGGGGUCCAGCUGCUCGACAGUGAGAUGGUCCCCCUGGACUGCCUGCGUCCUCAUUCUUUCACCGCCGCCCACCGGGCGUCCAUUCAGCAGAGCGGCGACGACCCCCGCCUCUCCAUCAGCCUGUGCAGCCUCAACCUGCCGCAGCAAGACAUGCAUCUGGAGGAGGAUGAUGAGGAUGAAGAGAGACUACAGACUCUGAGCUCCAGCUCCUGCCACGUGCCCCAAAACUCCCAGAACUCCCAGCAGUGCUCCCUGCUGCCCAGCUUGGACACCGACCUGCACUUCCACUCCGUGCACGGCGUCCACGUCACGGUGCUGGACAAGCACACGAUGGCGCGGCUGGAUCACCGCGGCGACGAGCGGACCCUGGUGUUCACCAGCCGGCCCAUGCGCUGCUCGGAGACCGUGUUUGUGAAGGUGAAGGCCGGCGCCACGCGGCCGGGGUCCCUCUCCUACGGCGUGACGUCCUGCGAUCCGGCCGCCCUGAGGCCCAGCGAUCUCCCCUCCAAUCCCGAGUCCCUGGUCGAUCGCAAGGAAUUCUGGGCCGUGUGUCGGGUGACUGUGCCCCUCCACAGCGGAGAUAUCCUGGGCUUUGUGGUAAACCCAGAGGGGGAGGUGGUGAUGAGCCAUAAUGCUGUCAGUGCCGGGAUGCAGCUGUGUGUGGAUAACUCCAGGCCUCUCUGGAUGUUCUUCGGUCUGCACGGCAACGUCACACAACUCAGGAUUUUAGGCUCGUCUCUGCACUCAGACCCUCGAGGCCCGUCCGUGCCCAGCUCCCCGUCUUGUACACCCAACACUCCCACAGUGCUUUGCAGCGGCAACUCCGAGUCCAACCUCAACACUCAGCUGAACAUCAACCUCAACUCCAACUACCAGGCGCUGUUUUCCUCGUCCACAGGUACAACUCCGAGCUCGCCGUUCUCCAGCCACCCGGAGUCGCCCACCUUCCCCGCCUGCUCCGGCUCGUGGAGCGACGAGUGCACCAUCUGCUACGAGAACGUGGUGGACACCGUCCUCUACGCCUGCGGACACAUGUGUCUCUGCUACGCCUGCGGCCUCAAGCUGAAGAAGAUGGCCAACGCCUGCUGCCCCAUCUGCAGGAGGACGAUCAAAGACAUCAUCAAGACCUACCGGAGCACGUAGGCCCGCCGUCCGCAAAAGUCAAGCCAUGCGGAGACUUUUGUAAAUACACAGCACAAAGUAAAAGCCCUGCUUGUUUGUGUGUGUAGUCUGGCUCAGGUACUCUUCGACGGGACUUCAAGCAUUUUUUGAACGCGUUACUUUACAAAAGCACAAGCGCCGCAGAGCACACACGGUGGUUUCCCGGCGUGAUCAACGGGAGCGAGGCGUGUGCCGCCGCAUUCAAAGCACAUCAUUGUACCUUGACCCAAUUCUGUGAGAGAAGAAGAGAAAAAUGAUCAGACAUCUGCCCUACUUCCUGCGAAAUAAGCGAUAACAUCACUGCCAGUUUUAAAAGUACUAUUGUCCAGAGCUGGGGAGAAUCAAACAAAGAGAAUAAGUCAGUGAUUUCGCCAGCUGCUCCCCCACUUCCUCCUAAGAGGAAAGUGCUGUUUAGAAAAAGAAUCGAUUCUCUUCUAAAUCCAAGAGAAAAUUAAAACAAGACAUUUUUUACUUUAGAUUUCCGAAACGCUGUCAGACACCGGCGAGGAAUUAAUAGCAAGAUGAAGAAAACAGGCUUUGUGUUGAAAUGCUUCUCCAGCAAUAAAAUAUACACUGAAAUGAUGAAAGUGAAUGGCUAAAGAAAUACCUAAAGGAGCUGUGUUGUGUAACGGAUGAAGCGCUUUGCUGAAUAUUUCACCACCUGCCGCGCUUCUGCGAAUCCCGGGCAGGGCGCAAACCGUGCAGAGGGUGAAAAAGUGUGAAUACUGUCACCGUGGAAGGUCACGCUCGUGCUGAAUGAGGAUGUAAAUCAGCGAGGAGGCGGCGAGGGGAGGGAGGAAGGAGGCGAGAGGAUGUUGUAUGUUUGGGAGGGAGAGAGAGAGAGAGAGAGAGAGAGAGAGACGGGAGGAGGAAGGGACGCCUUCGCCGGGUGUCUGUUUCGGUGCAGCGAAAGUCUUUGAUCCCUCAGACAUACCAGAUACAUCAGAAGUUUGUAUGAAAGCCUGGAAAAUGUGGGACUUGUAUGGGCCGUGUGUCCUGCUUUUUUGGCAGCCACACAUACACACACACACACACACACACACACACACACACACACACCUCCACCACCAUCUCUGGUUGCUGAGUGAAGCUGACUAGAUGCUGUAAUUGCACAAAGUCAUCCAAAUAAACACUGGUGGGCAGUGAAAUAUUUUUAAAAUGCCGAGAAAAAUCAAGCCCGAUGAAUCGACUUCUCUUUAUUCCCACGAGAAAGCCAUGAGAUUCCCGUACAAGUUACAGGCUGUUUCCUUCAGGUUCAGGUUACACACUUUUUUUUUUUUUUUUUUUUUUUAAUAUAUCCAACUGAAACACAAGUAUUUGCUUGUAUCGGUGACGUGUUUUGUCUUCAAGUGGUUAAAAA
Messenger RNA from Salarias fasciatus (jewelled blenny), 3100 nucleotides. RefSeq names its product E3 ubiquitin-protein ligase NEURL1-like. Bases 1 to 1722 code for a protein of 573 amino acids. NCBI's taxonomy places the organism in Eukaryota, Metazoa, Chordata, Actinopteri, Blenniiformes, Blenniidae. The record is from RefSeq and is a predicted model, not a curated record. Gene Ontology annotation, biological process: negative regulation of Notch signaling pathway. The transcript is spliced from 6 exons. Gene Ontology annotation, molecular function: ubiquitin protein ligase activity. Gene Ontology annotation, cellular component: plasma membrane; postsynaptic density.